AUGUACGGCAACCAACAAAACAACUCCAAUCCAUAUCAAAUGUCGUAUUAUCGAAUGAAUAACGGCCAAGGCCAGGGUACUAAUCGCUGGCCUCAACAACUGUCACAUCAGGAAAUGUUAGCGGGCCAUUCUCAACAGAUCCUUAAUAACAAUAAACCAGCUGGAAACCAAUCGAAGCCUCCGAUUGUGAUGGCUAGUAAUAAUGUUUUCUCUAUUGGUCCAUACCGUCAACGAAAGGAUAGUUCAAGAAUCUCGGUGUUACAAAAGUACGAGAUUAUCGGGUAUAUUGCAGCUGGUACGUAUGGUAAAGUUUACAAAGCUAAAGCGAGGGAUUAUCAGAAUGGUAUGAAUAGAGACAACGUAAUAAUACUAGAUUCUCCGGAUUCUGUGAGUGCUGAUUCAAAUUUGGAUAUAAAUUCAAUCAACAGAUCCACUAGACAACAGGAGGCUAACGACAACCUUACAACCAUGGACUUUAGGAAGCCUUCCCACAAGCGAUUCACACCUCCAAAUAAUAGCAACUCAACACAGAUACGGUCUAAUAGUGGAUCAGAAACAAAUGUAAGGAUAAAUUCGUCGAGUAUAACAAACAACUCCAGAAAGCCUUCUCAAAUUCAGUUCUAUGCUAUUAAGAAGUUCAAAACGGAAAGAGAAGGUGUCGAGCAUUACACAGGUAUCUCACAAAGUGCAUGCAGAGAGAUGUCACUUUGUAGAGAAUUGGAUAAUAACCAUUUAACGAAAUUAGUUGAAAUAUUCCUAGAGAAGAAGAGCAUCUACAUGGUCUCAGAGUUUGCUGAACAUGAUCUUUUACAAAUUAUCCAUUUUCAUUCGCAUCCUGAAAAGAGACUAAUACCGCCAAGGAUGCUCAAAUCAAUAAUGUGGCAAAUUCUUGAUGGUGUUUCUUAUUUGCAUCAGAACUGGAUUCUUCAUAGAGACUUAAAGCCCGCUAACAUUAUGGUUACCGUUGAUGGCUGCGUCAAGAUCGGUGAUCUUGGUCUAGCGAGAAAAUUCAAUAACAUGGUACAGACUUUAUACACUGGUGAUAAGGUUAUUGUAACAAUUUGGUAUCGUGCCCCAGAACUUAUACUUGGAGCUCGACAUUAUACUCCUGCAAUAGAUCUUUGGGCUGUUGGUUGUAUUUUUGCAGAACUCAUCGGUUUAAGGCCAAUCUUUAAAGGUGAAGAGGCCAAGAUGGAGUCCAAGAAGAGUGUUCUGUUUCAAGCUAAUCAGUUUCAAAAAAUAUUGGAAGUCAUGGGUUCGCCAGAUCAUAAAAUAUGGCCGAAUAUCGACAGUUAUCCAGAAUAUCUUCAGUUGGCAAAAAUGCCAAAAUAUCGUGACAAUUUAACAGCAUGGUAUCAGACCGCUGGCGGUAAGGACAAGACUGCUUUAGACAUUCUUUACCGUCUAUUGCAGUAUGAUCCUAUCAAGAGAAUCGAUGCAAUCGACGCUUUAGACCAUGUCUAUUUCACCAACGGCGACCCUCCUGUCUGUGAAAAUGUGUUCGAGGGUCUCAACUACAAAUACCCACCAAGGCGCAUUCACACAAACGAUAACGACAUUACGAAUGUCGGCAAUGAUAAUAAUCAAGCUAAUCACUCUCAAAAACAACCAAUGCAUGGUAACAAUAAUAAUAAGAAUGGGAACAUGAACGGAUUAGGUGUAAACAAACGUAUCUUGGCAGCAGCAGCGGCAGCUGCCGCUGCAGCUGCUGUGUCUGGUAAUGGAAACAACCCCACAAGCAAUACUGCAACCGGAGGAUCAGCACGGAAAAAGAGAAAAUGA
Messenger RNA from Kluyveromyces lactis, 1782 nucleotides. It is a transcript of the gene SSN3, whose product is annotated as cyclin-dependent serine/threonine protein kinase SSN3. Gene Ontology annotation, cellular component: mediator complex; nucleus. The record is from RefSeq and is a predicted model, not a curated record. Gene Ontology annotation, molecular function: cyclin-dependent protein serine/threonine kinase activity; ATP binding; RNA polymerase II CTD heptapeptide repeat kinase activity. The transcript has a single exon. The coding region runs from base 1 to 1782 and encodes 593 amino acids. Gene Ontology annotation, biological process: protein phosphorylation. NCBI's taxonomy places the organism in Eukaryota, Fungi, Ascomycota, Saccharomycetes, Saccharomycetales, Saccharomycetaceae.